This is a messenger RNA of Exophiala dermatitidis NIH/UT8656, 4300 nucleotides long. RefSeq lists its product as uncharacterized. Gene Ontology annotation, molecular function: misfolded protein binding. Gene Ontology annotation, cellular component: i-AAA complex. Gene Ontology annotation, biological process: protein quality control for misfolded or incompletely synthesized proteins. Bases 625 to 1956 code for a protein of 443 amino acids. The transcript has a single exon. NCBI's taxonomy places the organism in Eukaryota, Fungi, Ascomycota, Eurotiomycetes, Chaetothyriales, Herpotrichiellaceae. The record is from RefSeq and is a predicted model, not a curated record.
CGAUGGGCUCGAUGGAGGCUGGCUAUCAGUAUGUUCCUCUGGUUCACGUUCUUGAUCGUCUUGAGUCUGAGGGCGGUCGCGGUCGCCGCUCGCAUCGGGCUCUUCUGCCUCUACGACCCCAUUAUCGGGCACCUCUGCUCGGUAUACGAGGCCAUAGGCACCGGGAGGGAAGUUGUAUGUUUCGCGAGCUUCUUCAUCCGCAGGUGCAUCGUCGACGGGCAGACCCUGUUGCUCCAACUGAUAUCGAACAAACGAGGCACGCUACGUUAGGUUAGCGCUGCACUGGCACGGUGAAUAUAAAAAGGAAGACCUACAAUGCCUAACGCAUAUCGUCCGCACAUUGAGAAGGUCUUCGAGGCGCGAGGGCCUUCCUGUGACCCUGAAUGUUGAAGACGCUCUUACGCGUUCGGACAACCCACACAGGAGAGCGCACGUUUACAGUUUGCAUAGUGUAGUAUGACGUUCGAGACCCUGACAAAAUCCGGGGGACUAACUUGUCCCUUGGCGAAGUUUCAGACACUCCAUCUGCGUGUGGCGUAAUGCGUCUGAGAGGAAUCGUAUAAUGUGUUUUUCUCGCCAUCUCAGACUUGAAUACUGAACACAACUAUUUCCCUAACCUCAACCAUGAAGUCGACGACAAGAAUCAUAGAGGCCGUUCCGAGGCUUGCGUCAGCUCAUAAAUCCUCAACCUCUCGAAACUGCGCAAAUGGCUUUCAAAGCAUGUGUCGAACUCGAGUGCAGACGGGCAAUACAACCUCCUGUGGGCCUCGAACGACGACAAGGACAGUGAAAACAUAUACAAGGCCUCCCAACCGAUUCGAACAGAUGGUUAUCGAUGCCCGAUUACAACACCCGAUUCUAUUUCCUACACUGCUGAUUGGCGCCAUCGGGUCGGUCUCGCUGCUGACCGUGAUGGCCUACAAUGAAUACAUGAAAGAAAAAGCAUCUGCCUAUCCGCCGGAGGUUGAAGAACAGUUAAGACUGGCAUUGCACUAUACCCACGUGAAACCUGACCCGGAGCUGUCGGCGCAGUACUUUGUGGAGGCUAUAAAAAGGGCAGACGAGGUUGGAAUGGAUCCCUACGGCAAGGAAGCACUGGGUAUCCGGAUACGCUUUGCGCAAAUGUUGGAGGAUUUUGGCCAUGCCAAGGGAGCCAUUGAGGUUCUUGACAGCAUCACGAAAGACCUGCAGCAAAAACUGGUCGAGGUGGAUGAGCAGUUCUCACUCACGGCAGACAAAAACUCCGAAGAGGGUCUUGCCAAAGCGGAGCAGCGCAAAGAGCUAGUCAAGGGCAUAAUACAGAACAAAGUCAAGGUAUCAUCGUUGUACGAAAGCGACUAUAUCCAGGACCGCGCGAGUGCAAAGCAGACUCUUUCCGAUGCAGUGGGACUUGUUGUGAAAGAGACCAAGGAUCCGCAGACCAACGGCUUCACCGAUGACAAUGGUGCAGGCCUGACGACAGGGGAAAUUGCCGCGAUGCUGUCCCAGAUGGGCGACCUGUACGCCACUACCGGCGAGGAAGCAAAUGCAAUUCAGGUGUACAUGCUGACCUUGCAACCUUUGAGAGCGUCAUGCAACGGCACAAGAUCAUGCAAGGAAGUACAGGUGAUGAGCAAUAUCGCGUCCACCAUGGGCGUAGCUCUGAAAAAGCCAGGAGCGAAGAUCAAUGGGAAACCGGCGACGAAAGACACGCUGGCUGCGGGACGAAGAGCAGCCUUGAAAUGGGCCGACCAAGCCGUCGCCACAGCCGACGUUGUCAAACCCCAGGAUCGCGACGAAAUUUGCGAUCUGGCCCUGCUGUCAGCACAGAUGACCCGUGGGGACUUGCUGCUGGAGAAUGGGGAGAAGAGCAAGGCACGUGAGGUAUUCCAAAGCUUACUGCCUAUCUUGAAAGAGAGAAAUAUCGUGCCUUUGAUCAAGGUCGCUGAGCAGGGGCUGCAAACAGCUAGUGCUUGAUGGCUGGAGAUGAUACACACCGUUUCUGCCGCGCUGUCAGCCAGAGCAGUGUCUUCGCUCCUCGCAUCUAGACAUCUCGAAGUCACUGGCAUCACAGCAUAUGGAUAAUGUUCAGCGAGAAUGACUAAAGACAUCAGACGUCAUAAUGUCAGUCAUUCAUAAUCCAAAAGGACCCGGCUCUCGAUCAGGGUUAUGGGAGUAUCGGCUCGGACUGCGUCAUUCAGGCUGUGCGCGCGAAUGGAGGUUGCGGUUACAAAAGGGCCAAUGAGCUCUACUGCAUCACUCGGGCAAGGGUGGAAGCGCAGCCUCAGCUGUUUAGCCAUUGGUACCACCUUAGGAGGUAUAUGCAUGGCUGAUUCAAGUGCUCGCCAACACCAGACGCCUACGUCGAGCACGGGAACAGAUCUGGGUGAUAGAGAGCUCAGCGACUUCGGCUCGCGUGGAAACACCUGACAGGAACAAUCGAAUCAAGCAGUUCCAGCCUCGCAAUGGUACCUGAAUGAUACUUUUUCGUGGCCGCGAAGUUGAAGGCAGACCGGCUGGACUCUCCCACUCAGGCUUAGGCGGGCGAGGCUGACUUGUCAUGCAAUUGGCCUGACUUUUGACUUCACUUCUCCACCCACCUUCAGACUGUUGAUGUUGCUGCGCCCAGUCCAGCGUCACAUCAUUAACUUGGUACCUUUUCGUUCUUCAGCUGAACAAAAAUCCCAAAGUCUCUUCGAUCAAGCCUUUUUCCCGCAAAAAGCCAUUUUGUCAAUUUGGCGGAACCUUAUCUGAUGACGCAACGUGUCUUGCAUGGAGUUGCCAAACUCGCUAAUCGCUAUGCCUCGAUCUAUUUCUGCUUGUCCCACGUUACAGCAGCUCUCGAGUCUCAGUAGCAUCACCUACAACACCUUCUAUACACACAAUGCAACACUUCAGCUUCGAACCUCAUCGUGUCUAUGACAGUCUAUUUUCGGCUCCUUCGCAUGAUGUAUAAGGAGGUAGGUUGUUCAUCGCUCAAUAUGCCAUACUCUUCAUUAUACAACCAGCAGCAAGCACAUUCCCAAUCUCCCAGUGCCUUCGUUACUUGAGCAGUCUCAUUUGUCCAAUUCUUUCAUUGCCCUUUUCAUUACCCAUCCUCGGGUUUUCUGUCACACUCGUUUGCAGGACUUCACUGUUCAUAGCCGCAAGCAUGCAUUCUUCCAUCUCUUUUCUCAUCGCAACUCUGGCGGUGGGCGUCUACGCUCUUCCGGUGUCGAAUACUACAACAACAAGUUCCAACUACUGCGGCUUUGGUACCAAUGCGGAUGGCUCUUGCGUCCUCUCUACCACCUCCUCCUCCUCCUCAGUUCCUACGUCAACCACGACUUUCUACUGUGGAUUCGGCACGGCUCUAGAUGGCAAAUGCAACGCUCCCCCAACCACCACCACGACUACGACCACCACUUCAGUUUCCAACUGGUGUGGCUUUGGCACCGCGCUCGAUGGGAAAUGCAACCCGCCGCCGUCCACAACAAGCACCACUGCAAGCACGACAACCUCCAGCUCGCACUACUGCGGAUUUGGCACUGCGCUUGAUGGAAAAUGCAGUACUCCUUCAUCCACCACGACUACAGCCUCCCAUUACUGCGGCUUUGGGACAGCUCUCGAUGGGAAAUGCAAUCCUUCGUCAACUUCCACCUCUACCACUACUAGCACCCCCGCCUCUCACUCCUGUGGCUUUGGCACUGCGCUGAACGGCAAAUGCAACCAGGCUCCUACAACGUCGACGACGGUGAUGCCAACCACAACGUCUGAAUCCCACUACUGUGGAUUCGGCACCGCUCUAGGUGGCAAGUGUAAUCCUGGGCCAACCACAUCUACCAGCUCGAGUGCGUCCACGACAAGCACCCCGGCUUCUCGUUAUUGCGGGCUUGGAACGGCCGCAGAUGGCAAGUGCAAUCCGCCGCCGCCACCGACGACCACAGUCUGCCCAACCCCGGUCACGGUCACCGUCACAGUCGUCCCUACCUGGACUCACGGGUUCUACUACCGCCCAGGCGAAUGUGCCAAUUGACAAACCAUCACCUACACGGACAACUGGGGAUGGCCGAUCACAAUGGCAGUUCCGGCCAAUCCAUGGGCGCCCAUCAGCACGACUACUUCUGCCCCAUCCCCAACACAGCAAUGGUAGCCCGUUUGGUGUGCAGACAUUGGUAUUAUUCCUGUUGCAUAGCGUCGUGUCGUUGGUUUUUAUCGAAAUGGUUUGCACUGCAUUUGAUUGAUAUAUUUUCAGUUGCAUAGCGGGAGGUCAUUGUCUUUCAUGAAAAAGUUAUCAGUUAUUAUAUACAUAGAUACAUCACAUUUCUCUCUACAUUGGCAA